AUGCACAAAGCCCGCUCUGACUCCCAGGAUGACCUCCCGGAAAAUUUCUUCAUCCCAGUGCCCUUGGAUGUUGCCAACAUCACAACUCUAAGUCCUUUUCUGGUACCUCAGACUCACCUUGGUAGUCCAGGCCUCUUUAUGAGUAUGGCUGCCUUCAUGUUCCUAUUGGUUGUACUUGGGGUACCCAUCAACAUCCUCACCAUCUUCUGCACUUUCAAGUACAAGAAGCUGCGCUCCCACCUCAACUACAUCUUGGUCAACCUUGCUGUGUCAAACCUGGUGGUGGUCUGCAUUGGAUCUACCACUGCCUUCUACAGCUUCUCCCACAUGUACUUCAUCAUGGGCCCUCUUGCUUGCAAGAUAGAGGGCUUUGCUGCCACAUUGGGUGGUAAGUAAAUGUUUUGAAACUUAGUAGCAUUGGGAAGAAUGAGGAGGAUGAGUGGGUGGAUGAGAGAGCAAGAAGACACAAGACUGGGAAAGCUGAAGGAUUGUAAGGGAUGAGUAUGUGGGGCUAUCUGAGGGUUUCAGGUACGGUGAAGUGACAUUGUCAGUUAGCAAGCCAGAGACAGCUUGAAUAAGGGCAAUUGCACAUUGUGAACAAGACAGCAGAGACUGAGGUUUGGGGAAAGCAAGGAAUUGGUAUGUGGCUGUUUUCUGCAUCUGCAUUUCCAUAUGCAUAGGGGGCUGACUAGACAAUCCUGUCCUCUGUUUUUUCACUCCCAACCAGGCAUGGUGAGCCUAUGGUCCCUGGCAGUUGUGGCCUUCGAACGAUACUUGGUCAUUUGCAAGCCUCUGGGAAACUUCACCUUCAGAGGCACCCAUGCCAUUGUUGGUUGCGUCAUAACAUGGGUCUUUGGCUUGGUGGCUUCAGUACCACCCCUGUUUGGCUGGAGCAGGUAUGUGCUGGAAAGAAGGUUAUGUCAGGGAGGGGAAGGCUGAGCUGAGAUUAUGGGAGGAGAGGCAGUCUGGGUUAAGGCACUAAGAUGGAAAUUUAUACCUUACAUGGAAAUGAGUUAUGUACAGUUCCCCCCACUUCUGCCUGAGGUACCUCCCCAGUUCUUUGCCAUGCCUAAUGUAUUUAGGGUACAAUUAACGCCACUCUCUGCUAUUAAUGGAAACCUAUUGCUGAAAAGUGUUUAACUUCCUUAGGUAUAUUCCUGAGGGGCUGCAGUGCUCGUGUGGUCCUGAUUGGUAUACAACAAACAACAAGUGGAACAAUGAAUCUUACGUCCUGUUCCUCUUCUCCUUCUGCUUUGGAGUGCCCCUGUCUGUUAUCGUCUUUUCUUACGGUCGUCUUCUUCUAACCCUGCGGGCAGUGAGUACUACCUCUUUCCUCCCUUCUGCUCCCCUCUGAUGAGACACGGCACUAAGGAAAGGUAGCAGACAGCCCCACCACCAGGGUGAAAACCUGCUUGGGUGUGUAACUGUCCAAACUGAAGAGGAGUGUCUAGACAGGGAUGGGUAAGAACAGGGGAAGCGGCUGUGGAAUGGCACAGUCCACCAACCAGCGUUAGCUCUUUCCAGUCUUGUUGCCAAGUAUCCUUUUUGUGGGAGAAGCGAAAGAUCCAACAUGGAACCUUCUAUAUCAUGCGUAGGCAAACUAAGACCUGGGGCCGGAUCUGGCCCAAUUGCCUUCUAAAUCUGGCCCGCGGAUGGUCCAGGAAUCAGCGUGGCCAGAUGGGUGGGGUAUGUAUAAAGAAAUAAAUAAAUAAAAUUAUUAUUAUUAUUAUUAUUAUUAUUAUUAUUAUUAUUAUUGCAGUGUGUUUAUACGUGAGUAGAAUGUGUCCUUUUAUUUAAAAUGCAUCUCUGGGUUAUUUGUGGGGCAUAGGAAUUCGUCCCCCCCCCCUUCUUCAAAAUAUAGUCCGGCCCCCCACAAGGUCUGAGGGACAGUGGACCGGCCCCCUGCUGAAAAAGUUUGUUGACGCCUGUUGUAUAUUAAAAGCAAGUGUGGCCCCUCUUUGGCCUGCUUCCCCACAGGGAGGCUCUGGUGGACUACAACCCCUGCCUGGACGGGGAUUUGAACUCAUGUCUGUUGUUUCCUGAAGUGACAUGUUCUUGACCUCCAUGCUACACAGACACAGGUUAAUGUAAAAUUCUGUAGGUGCCACAUGCCUAAGGGCCAAAUGAGAUGUGAUAUUAAAUGUGUGAAUGCAUGUAAGGUGUCUAGUUAAUGGGCAGUAUCCAACAAAUACAUCCCAUCAGAGUAAGGGUUUAUGCCUGCAUAGUGGAACUUUCUCCCCCUCUCCUUCCCGCAUGCAGUCCAUAGCUUCCCAAAAUCUGCUCCAGAGGAUUGGGGGAACCCCUAAAACAGAUUUAAGAUGCACAUGAGAGGAGGGGAGGGGGAGAAAACUCCGUUGCACAAAUACUUGGACUGGCAGGACACUUACUUUGUGCUAUGUUGGAUACAACUGAAUAUCUCUAAAUAACUGUCACCAGGGAGCCAAAUAAGGAUUGGCACUACAUCAUACAAAUAGGCAACAUAAACUAUCUACCCUGCUUCUGCAAUCCUAAUUAAAAUGUCCCUAGCUGAUACUCCCCCUCGGGUGGAGAAAAGAAGUCAUUGGAACUGUUGUGGGGGGAGACAUUCUCUUCAUUGUGCAUUCAUGAUGCAUAGCACACAUGAUUAUAUUGGGGUGGUUAUAUGCAAACUCUGUUUUUAUUGAUGGAUGGAUGGAUUGUUUGGAUUUGUUACCCAUGCUUCACCAGAGUGGGCUACAGCAAUUUAGAUAUACACUAUUAAAAACAUAUCCCAGGGCAGGUCUCAGCAAUUUAAAUAUAUAUUAUUAACAGUAGUUUUAAACAAAUUACAGUCACAAGAAUGGUAUGGGGCCUAAAAUAUAUAUAUCCCCAGUGUCAAAGGCCACAGUAAUAUGCAUCUUCAGUAUGCAACAGAACCUACACAAGGAAGGUGCCGGAUGCCCCUUUGUGGGCUGGAAAUCCUACACCUUAGGGGCCACCACAGUGAAUGCCCUGAACUUCUGAGGGUGGUGCAACUACUUCUGCUCAUGCACACCAACUUACAAAGCCGAUUGAGGGGACUGGUGUCACGCACACAGAUUGCGUGUGUGAUGUCACAUGCCUGCGAGCGUCCCGAAGGUCAGCUUCUCCUCCCCUUCCUGUGGUUGCGCCAAGUGCUGUGCACACUGAGGGGCCUGAUCAAUACUUUUCAAGCAAGGCAUCAACAGAUUCGGCUGCAAUGGCAGCUGUAUAUGUGUGUUGAGUUACAUCUGCAUACUUUCGUGCACUGCACACAUAUGAAGGCACACCAGUGUGUACAAAUCUGUGUACAGAUGCACAGUUCCUGCCAUCAAUCUUCUAAACCGACACUUCCCAAACUUACAAUGAUCGCAUACCCCUUAUGGGAGCUUAGACUUACCAGCAGCCGCCUUUUGGGUGAAGAUAAUUUGGGGUUAGUUUUAAUAAUACUAUUUUAUCUUUGAAUUGUCUGCUGCAGCUAAAAAAUCAAUGUUAAAGUAACAUUAAAAUUUCUGUUUGCGUACUUCUAGGGGUACAUGUAUCGUGCUUUGGGAAACACUGCUUUAAGGAAUUGCUUCCCCCUGUAUCAGCUAAUGCAGAAAGUGCAAUGAAGAAAAUAUGAAGGAACUGGAAGGAGUAGGAAGAGGAAUUAAUAUUUGUUUUGGGAAUAAAAAUAUGGGAGGAGUCCCAUUCAUUUCAGUGGGGUUUGUAGAGGAAAGCUGCUCAGUGGAUUAUGUUCCAUAUCAAGUAGGAGGUAGUGUAAGAAAAUAAUGGACUUGCACUGAAGGGAAGAUUUUUAGGCCGAAUGUUAGCGAACUCGUAAGAGCACAAGCAGUGAUAGUUGUGGAACCUCUGAUCAUGGAAGGUUUAAAUAAAAGGUAGAAUGACGUCACUUGGCAAUGCUCUAUGGAGGAAAAACCAGGUUUCAAUCAGAUAAACCACAAGGUCCCUCCCAAUGUAGUGAUUCUUAGCUAGGACCUUGCAUUCAGAAAUCUACUCCAUGGGUACUAGGCUCCACCAUGAGAGACAGAGGUUGUGGUGAUAAGCAUAGCCAGUGUUUUAUUACAGCAGAUUCAACCCCCUUCACCCACUCAGGUAGUGCCUUUGCUCACUGUAGACCUAAUCAAUACACCAGGGCUGCAGUUUUCCAUUUUCUUUCUCCAUCAAUAUGGCAACCCUGUACUGUGUGCAGUCUGCCGCCUGGGCUUCAGUUAUUCUCACUCAUGGUUAAUCAUCUCCCCACCUCAUCAGGUUGCCAAGCAGCAGGAACAGUCAGCCACCACACAGAAGGCUGAGAGAGAGGUGACCAAGAUGGUAGUGGUGAUGGUGAUGGGCUUCCUGGUGUGCUGGCUGCCAUACGCUUCCUUUGCAUUGUGGGUAGUGACCCACCGUGGAGAACCUUUUGACGUUCGUCUGGCCUCCAUCCCCUCUGUCUUCUCCAAGGCCUCCUCUGUUUAUAACCCUGUCAUCUACGUCUUCAUGAACAAGCAGGUUAGCACGGGAAACAUCUAUAACCAAGCUGGUCUGGGUAGAAAGAGAGAGUGGCACAUUUAUCCCUGGUCCUGAAUGCGGUAACUGUGCCCCUGAAGAACCAGGUGCGCAGCCUGGGAGUCAUUUUGGACUCACAACUGUCCAUGGAGGCACAGGUCAAUUCUGUGUCCAGGGCAGCUGUCUACCAGCUCCAUCUGGUACGCAGGAUGAGACCCUACCUGCCCACAGACUGUCUUGCCAGAGUAGUGCAAGCUCUGGUUAUCUCCCGCUUGGACUACUGCAAUGUGCUCUACGUGGGGCUACCUUUGAAGGUGACCCGGAAACUGCAACUAAUCCAGAAUGCAGCAGCUAGGCUGGGGACUGGGAGUGGCCGCCAAGACCCCAUAACACCGGUCCUGAGGGACCUACAUUGGCUCCCAGUACAUUUCCGGGCACAAUUCAAAGUGUUGGUGCUGACCUUUAAAACCAUAAAGGGUCUUGGCCCAGUAUACCUGAAGGAGCGUCUCUACCCCCAUCGUUCAGCCCGGACACUGAGGUCCACCUCCAAGGGCCUUCUGGCGGUUCCCCCCCUGAGAGAAGUUAGCUUACAGGGAACCAGGCAGAGGGCCUUCUCAGCAAUAACGCCCACCCUGUGGAACACCCUCCCAUCAGAUGUCAAGGAAAUGAACAACUAUCUGAAUGUUAGAAGACAUCUGAAGGCAGCCCUGUUUAGGGAAGUUUUUAAUCUUUUAAUAUUUUAGCGUUUUUUUAAUAUUCUGUUGGGAGCCACCCAGAGUGGCUGGGGAAACCUAGCCAGAUGGGCAGGGUAUAUUAUUAUUAUUAUUAUUAUUAUUAUUAUUAUUAUUAUCCCAUACCUCUUGUAUGCUCUGUUGGGUUUCCCUGGAAUCAUUUAGGGCUCUGGCAAUCUCUCCUCACUGCCCUGAAUGUUCACUUGUGCCCCCUAUGACCAGGACUUCAUGCAAAGAAUAUAAAAUCCCUCACUUGGCUUACAUGUCAACAUUUCUCCCUGAGCUUAUCAAGGACUCUGGUAUCGUCUCAGGAUAUGCACUCAGUGUCCCUCUGUCAAAUUACCUGACCUACGGAGUAUGCAUAGCAGUACAUGUAUUUGGAGACAUUUCCGUUUUGAAGAGAGCUUUGUGAUUUUCACACUGAACUUGGGGAGCACCCUAUGGUUCCCUGCUAGGUUGUCCCUAAAGUGUCAGUAACAGUGGACAAUGAGAAGGUCAGUAAUUGUUGAGAAGUUUCUCUGAAAGACGGCUUCUGCACCACUGUCUGUCUUCGCCUGCAAUGUGUAGCCACAGAAUAAUGUUAGGCAUGUUCAGGGUUGCGCUCUGAGAGGGGCACUGUUGUGAUGGAACAGGUCUGGCAAAUGUGUCACAAUCUUCUGCAGUGUGCAGGGGUUCCUUGGCAGAUGAACAGAUGUGAACAGGCUUCCCUUAAGUUUGAAAAUCAGAGCUGGAACCCUGGCAUUCAGCACUGCACCUCUCUCGUAUGGACUAGGGCUCAGAAAACUGUUGUGUCCUUCUUCCCUAGGGCUGUGACAUCCCUGCUAAUUAACCCUCUCUCCCUUUCAGUUUCGUUCCUGCAUGCUGAAGCUUGUCUUCUGUGGCAAAAGCCCCUUUGGUGAGGAGGAGGAUGUUUCGGGUUCCUCCCAAGCCACCCAGGUCUCGUCGGUGUCUUCCAGCCAGGUGUCACCAGCGUAA
Molecule: messenger RNA, 6170 nt
Organism: Podarcis lilfordi (Lilford's wall lizard)
Lineage: Eukaryota; Metazoa; Chordata; Lepidosauria; Squamata; Lacertidae
Source: the annotation of a GenBank genome assembly